This is a messenger RNA of Phyllostomus discolor (pale spear-nosed bat), 3166 nucleotides long. It is a transcript of the gene TCF24, whose product is annotated as transcription factor 24. The record is from RefSeq and is a predicted model, not a curated record. NCBI's taxonomy places the organism in Eukaryota, Metazoa, Chordata, Mammalia, Chiroptera, Phyllostomidae. Bases 275 to 778 code for a protein of 167 amino acids. Gene Ontology annotation, molecular function: DNA-binding transcription factor activity, RNA polymerase II-specific; RNA polymerase II transcription regulatory region sequence-specific DNA binding; protein dimerization activity. The transcript is spliced from 3 exons. Gene Ontology annotation, biological process: developmental process; regulation of transcription by RNA polymerase II.
CCCGGGCAGCAUCCCAGGUGGGCGCGGACCGCGACAGUUCUUGGCCGAAAACCGAGUUUGGCCCGCACGCACGCCAGGCCUCGGGGACGCCCGCAUAAAAGGCGCGCCCACCCGGGGCUGGAAGCGGCCGUCGACUUCGGUUGGACGAGAAUGGAGUGACCGGCGCGGCCCUGGCCACGCACACCCAACUCGACGCUCCUCGCCUGCUUGCGCAACUGAGCAAAGCCCCACACGGUCGCCUGGGGAAAGCAGGGCGCACGGCCGAGACGUCGCCAUGGACCGCUGCGGCCCCGCAGGCAGCCCCCUCAUCGCCAGCGCCGAGCCCACCACCAUUGCCGCCGCCACUCGAGAAUCGAGCCCCGGGCGGACAGGGUCAGGGCCGACGGGAGCGGGAGGCGGUGGGCGCUCGGGGGGCGGACGGCCCGCUGCAGCGAACGCAGCGAGGGAGCGCAGCCGAGUUCAGACUCUGCGGCACGCCUUCCUGGAGCUGCAGCGCACGCUGCCGUCCGUUCCUCCGGACACCAAGCUGUCCAAGCUGGACGUGCUGCUGCUGGCUACCACCUACAUCGCGCACCUUACCCGCAGCCUUCAGGACGACGCCGAGGCGCCGGCGGACCCUGGGCUGGGCGCCCUGCGCGGCGACGGCUACCUGCACCCGGUCAAGAAAUGGCCCAUGCGAUCAAGAUUAUACAUUGGUGCUACUGGUCAGUUUCUGAAGCAUUCUGUCUCUGGAGAUAAAGCAAAUCCUGGCAAUAUUCCAGCAGACUCACAACCUUAGGCUGUCCCCUGAUGGGUGCUGAAAGUGGUGUCUAUUGUUUUUAAAUAGCAUGAAAUAAUUCUAUAUUUAUUACAUCAGACAUAACAAACAUCAUUUCUGAAAGUUUAUAUAUGAAUGCAUAGUUAGGUUUUCAGAUUUAUCUGUCCAGUCUACAUAAAUGUGGAAUGAAAUGAUCUUGUAUAAAACACACAACUUAUCUAUUCAGUGUGAGAGAUAGUCUCUACUAUAUACAACGGGAGAAACUACUGGGAAAAAAAAGACACACAAAAGCAAAAAAUUGUAUAUCCGCAGAAUGCACACACUUUCUGGUUCUUUGGUUCGCAGGUCAGUGCUCAAUCAACUGAGCCACAGCCCCCAGGGCAGAAAACUCAUAGAAUGCACACACUUUCUGUAGUGUGUUUAUUACAAAUAAAAAAAGCUGAUAUCUAUUGAUAGUCUUCCUAGUUAGAAAAAAUAAAAGCUGUGUUUGUAAUACACCAAUAUUCCAUUUUUGUAAAAACCAGUCUAUACUUAAAGUUGGUUUAAGGAGCCAUUUCAGUUGGAAGGUGUGAGAUCAUUUAUUCAGUUUCAGCUGAAUAUGUGUGAAAAGGCUGCUGAGGUAAUAUGAUGAUGCAGUAACCUCUAUAACUAGUUAUUUUUUCCUCUUAGAAAGCUCGAUUGGAGUAUUAGAAAUGGUUUGCCUCAUAGGACUGGCUUACCCACCAUCCUCAAGGGUUAUGUCUAAUUACAUUUCCAAAUUGUGGAAGGCAUCUGGAACCCCUGCAUCCCAGUGUGAACAGCUGCAGAUGGGUGUCACUGGGCAGCAUGGUUCGUCACCCGCCUCCCUGGUCACCCCAUGUGCACCCACUCUCUUUCAGGUCCUGGACUAGCAGGUGUGGCUGCAGCCACCCUAAAGAGAGUGAGCCCCGGUGAUUCUCAGUCACAGCUUUGGCCAGGCUCCUACCCUCAUGAGUUGUUCACAGUCUACCUACUUGGCCGUUAUGAAAUGGGAGAAAUCCUGUCUGUUUUGGGAAUUCUGGCACUAAUCUAUACCUCAAGGGGGCCAGAGGACACCAAGGGACCAUCCUGAGAUACAUCAGGUCAGAUCUGAUCCUAGAACCAGGGAAGGCCCUCUGCUCUGGGCCUCUCCCUCCACACUCUGUCAGGUGCCAAAGGAUUGCACUAAUGGCUUCAGUUUUCUACAGGUUCUUGGGGCUCAGAGCUGUGAAGCAGAGAUGUUGUUCAAGGAACAUACUGAAUCUCAAAACAGUACAAUAGAAAUACCUAAAAAACAAAACAAAACUCAGUCUCUUUUGUCAUGUCUUUGUUGACUUACAUUUCUUUUUAUUUCCUUUUCUUAUUUUUUCCCUCAGUCUCUUAUUGUUUUACUUUCCAACUGUAACAUGCAUUUAUUUGUCAGUGACCUUAUUUUAAAGUUGCUGAAUUUGAUUAAAGAUUAGCAAAUAGAUAGGCAUAUUAAUUGGCUUGGUUGCAUUAAUACUGUAGUGGAACCACCACUUUAUUUUCUUCUCACCUCAGUUUUCUUCCAGCUUUUGGCAGUGAACUGGAAUAAAAGGCCAUCUGAAGGCAAAAACUAUCAUUCAGUUGAUUCAGCUGAACAUGAAUGAGCAUGUUUUGGUCCACAUCUGAUAGUCUGAUAUUUUUAUUGUUUUAAUGUGAAUAUUUGCUUGUAAUGUGAUAGAAGCAUGUCUUUAAAAGAAAAUAGAUGUAAUCAAAGCUUUGUAUGUACUAGUAUGUAGCAAAAAUAUUUGUAUAUUUAAAUACUUGUGAAUAUAUUUACUCAUAUGACAUUGAAAGGGAUUAAAAAGUAAAAUGAGAAAUGGAUUCAGCCAUUUACUAUUAUAAAUUACUGGCAUAAGAAGUACUAAGAAUAAUCUUCUGUCUUAAGGAAUGAAAUCACAACUUCUUUAAAGAUACCUGAAAAUGAACUGUAAACACUAAAUUUGAUAGCAGGAAUUUCAGAAAAAAUGGUCUUCUUGCUAAUGAUCUCUUUGGUGACAGUUUUUAAAGCACUUAAUUGGGAAAAAAUUGACUUUUGUUCAAUUAUCAGACUUUUCUAAGUCAUCCUGUGAAAUACUUUGUCUUUACUUUUUAUUUCUUCUUGUCUAGUUAUAAAUGUUUUAAUGCCAAAGAAGUAUAUUUCUGUGAUAGGUUUUUAUAACUUUUUAGUGAAUUGCUAAAUAUGUUAACAGAUUUUGGUAGGUUGGAAAAUCUCAGAGGAGAAAUUGCAUGUUUUCACCCAAAAGUUCAAGGGAGCAUGCUGUUUUAAUUAAUGGUGCAUGGUCAGGUAAGGAAUAUCACUAAAAUAAAAUAAAGUGCUAAUCUGAAAAUUAAUUUAGUCUGUUAAAUUUGUAUCUGUCUCUGUAGCUAUGUACCUAAGGUACAUUU